Nipponia nippon (crested ibis) is the source of this 1607-nucleotide messenger RNA. RefSeq names its product solute carrier family 2 member 2 (gene SLC2A2). The record is from RefSeq and is a predicted model, not a curated record. Gene Ontology annotation, molecular function: D-glucose transmembrane transporter activity. Gene Ontology annotation, cellular component: plasma membrane; brush border. Gene Ontology annotation, biological process: dehydroascorbic acid transport. NCBI's taxonomy places the organism in Eukaryota, Metazoa, Chordata, Aves, Pelecaniformes, Threskiornithidae.
GCUGCGAGAUGGACAAGAAAAGCAAAAUGCAGUCGGAGAAGCACCUCACAGGAACGCUGAUCCUCUCCGUCUUCACCGCGGUGUUGGGCUUCUUCCAGUAUGGCUACAGCCUGGGCGUCAUUAACGCCCCCCAGAAGGUGAUAGAAGCCCACUACGGGCGCGUGCUGGGCAUCGCUCCCCUGGACAGACAUGCCACCAACGCCUCCGGGGAGGAUGGCACCGUCCCCGUCCCUGGCACAGAGCCCUGGGGUGGCACCGAGGGCACGCUCGCACCCCCGGCCGACACCGGCGAGGACCUCGCCACCUCCCCGCACAUCCUCACCAUGUACUGGUCCCUCUCCGUCUCCGUGUUCGCCGUCGGCGGCAUGGUCUCCUCCUUCACCGUGGGGUGGAUCGGCGACCGGCUGGGGCGGGUGAAAGCCAUGCUGGUGGUGAACGUCCUCUCCAUCGCGGGGAACCUCCUCAUGGGGCUGGCGAAAUUCGGGCCGUCUCACAUGCUCAUCAUCGCCGGGAGAGCAAUCACGGGGCUGUACUGCGGGCUCUCCUCCGGACUCGUGCCCAUGUACGUCAGCGAGGUCUCUCCCACGGCCCUUCGAGGAGCACUGGGGACAUUGCACCAGCUUGCUAUCGUCACGGGUAUCCUCAUCAGCCAGGUCCUCGGACUAGAUUUUCUCCUGGGCAACGACGAGCUGUGGCCCCUGCUCCUUGGUCUGUCCGGUGUGGCUGCCCUCCUGCAGUUCUUCCUGCUCUUACUGUGCCCCGAGAGCCCCCGAUACCUUUACAUCAAACUGGGGAAGGUGGAGGAAGCUAAAAAAAGUUUGAAGAGGCUCAGAGGAAACUGUGACCCAAUGAAAGAGAUUGCUGAGAUGGAAAAGGAAAAGCAAGAAGCUGCUAGUGAAAAGAAAGUCUCCAUAAGGCAGCUUUUCACCUCUUUGAAGUACAGGCAGGCUGUCAUCGUGGCGCUGAUGGUGCAGAUAUCUCAGCAGUUCUCAGGAAUCAAUGCGAUCUUUUACUACUCUACAAACAUUUUCGAGAGAGCUGGAGUUGACCAACCAGUUUACGCAACCAUUGGCGUUGGAGUGGUGAACACAGUCUUCACAGUUAUCUCCGUCUUUCUGGUGGAGAAGGCAGGCAGGCGGUCCCUGUUCCUGGCUGGUUUGAUGGGCAUGUUAAUAAGCGCCGUGGCCAUGACGGUUGGACUUGCGCUCCUGAGCCAGUUUGCCUGGAUGAGCUAUGUCAGCAUGGUCGCGAUCUUCCUCUUCGUCAUCUUCUUUGAAGUUGGGCCCGGGCCCAUCCCCUGGUUCAUCGUAGCCGAACUGUUCAGCCAAGGCCCGCGCCCCGCCGCCAUCGCCGUCGCCGGCUUCUGCAACUGGGCCUGCAACUUCAUCGUGGGAAUGUGUUUCCAGUACAUAGCGGAUCUGUGUGGACCGUACGUGUUUGUGAUCUUCGCGGCUCUGCUUCUCGUCUUCUUUCUGUUUGCGUACCUCAAAGUACCGGAGACAAAAGGAAAGUCCUUUGAGGAGAUCGCAGCUGUGUUCCGCCGCAAGAAGUUCCUGGCCAAAGCCAUGACUGAGCUGGAAGACCUGCAAGGCAGCGAGAAGGCAUAG